Arxiozyma heterogenica is the source of this 264-nucleotide messenger RNA. RefSeq names its product protein transporter TIM9 (gene TIM9). The transcript has a single exon. The coding region runs from base 1 to 264 and encodes 87 amino acids. Lineage: Eukaryota; Fungi; Ascomycota; Saccharomycetes; Saccharomycetales; Saccharomycetaceae. The record is from RefSeq and is a predicted model, not a curated record.
AUGGAUGCCUUAAAUGCAAAAGAACAACAAGAAUUCCAAAAAUUAGUAGAACAAAAACAAAUGAAAGAUUUCAUGCGUCUUUAUUCUAAUUUGGUAGAAAGAUGUUUUAUGGAUUGUGUCAAUGACUUCACUUCAUCUAAGUUGACUAAUAAAGAGCAAACUUGUAUUAUGAGAUGUUCUGAAAAGUUUUUGAAGCAUAGCGAACGUGUGGGGCAAAGGUUUCAAGAACAGAAUGCAGCAUUAGGCCAAGGUUUGGGUCGUUAA